GAAGAAGGAAGUCACAUGCUUAGCUCUAAACUGAAACUUAACAGACAUUGUUUGUACAGUGAAAUGGCGGAGGCUGCUCUGGCACUCUGCUGUCCGGUCUGUCUGGAUGUUCCCAGGAAUCCCGUGACCAUUCCCUGUGGACACAGUUACUGUAAGAGCUGUAUUACAGACUGCUGGGAUCUGGAAGAUCAGAAGAGUGUCUACAGCUGCCCUCAGUGCAGACAGACCUUCAGUCCAAGACCUGCUCUCAAAACAAACACAAUGCUAGCAGAUCUGGCAGAGAAACUGAAGAAUCUGGUGCCUGAAGUCUCUCUCUGUUACGCUGAGCUCGAUGAUGUGCCGUGUGAUGUCUGCACAGGGAGAAAAUGCAAAGCUGUGAAAUCUUGCUUGGUGUGUGUGGUGUCCUUCUGUGAGCUCCACCUGAAGCCUCACCGUGUGUCUCCAGCAUACGAAGGCCAUAAAUUAGUCACGGCAUCCUGUAAGAUCAAGGAGAUGAUUUGUCCGACUCAUAAGAAGCCGCUGGAGAUUUACUGCAAGACAGAGAAGCAGUUUGUGUGUUUACUCUGUGUCCUGAAGGAACACAGAGAGCAUGACAUUGUGCCUGCUGCAUCAGAAAGACAAUCCAAACAGAGAGAGAUUGAAGAGAUGCAAAGGAACUCGGAAAAGAGAAUUCAGAGAAGAGAGAGUGAAUUAACCAAACUCACAACAUUAAUGGAGACAAUCCGAAGCUCUGCCCGGGAAGCAGUGGACGACAUGGAGAAACUCUGUAUUGAGCUGACAGACUGCAUUAAAGCCCAAAGCCUUGAGAUCACACAUCUGAUCAGAGCUCAGGAGGAGACCACCAUCCGUCAGGCUGAGUCAGUUCAAGAGCAGCUCCAGCAUGAGAUUUCAGAGAUUCAGCAGAGAGAUGCUGACCUUCAGAUGCUUUUACGUUCUGAGGACGACUUCCUGUUCCUCCAGAGUAUUAGGUCUCUGUCAAAUCCUCCAAUGUGUGAAAAUUCACCCAGAGUUAAUUUGAGUCAUCACGGCUUCUUUGGACAUGUGAGGAAAUCGGGCUCUGAGAGAAAAAACAGAAUAAUGGCUUUACUUGAAGAGAGUCACGUGCAGUUAUCGGAGAAAGUUCAAAAAGUUCAGAUUUUCCUGCCUCUCCACCCCAAGCACCGAGAAGAUUUCUUGCAGUAUUCCUAUAACUUGACACUGGACCUCAACACGGCUCAUAACAAUCUUCAUUUUUCGGAGGGAAACACCAAACUCACGUGGGGUACAGUACAGUCAAAUCCAGAUCGCCCAGAGAGAUUUGAUAGAUGGUGGCAGGUCUUAAACACAGAGGGUUUGACCGGCUGCUGGUACUGGGAGGUGGAGUGGAGUGGCACAGUCGUCAUAGCGGUUUCAUACAAGAGCAUUAACACUAAAGGUCCUGGAAACGAGUGUGGAUUUGGACACAAUGAUCAGUCCUGGUGUUUGUGCUGCACAUCUUCUCAGUACACUUUCUGGCACAGUAACACUGAGACGAAACCCCUUAAAAUUCCCAGCUCAUCUCGAGUAGGAGUGUAUCUGGAUCAUGGUAGAGGAAAUCUGUCCUUCUACAGUGUCUCCAACACCAUGAGCCUCAUCCACAAAGUCCAGACCACAUUCACUCAGCCUGUCUAUCCGGGGUUUGGUUUCAGGCUCGGGUUUUUAGGAUCCAUUCAAGUCUCUCCCAUAGCUUGAAAUAAAAAAAAUACUGAGAUCUACACAACACAGUAAGAUUUUGAAAUGUUUUUUUUAAAGAAGUCUUUUCUGCUUACAAAGCCUGCAUCUAUUUGAUCCAAAAUACAGCAAAAAA
This is a messenger RNA of Carassius auratus (goldfish), 1825 nucleotides long. Its product is annotated as tripartite motif-containing protein 16-like. The coding region runs from base 16 to 1710 and encodes 564 amino acids. The record is from RefSeq and is a predicted model, not a curated record. NCBI's taxonomy places the organism in Eukaryota, Metazoa, Chordata, Actinopteri, Cypriniformes, Cyprinidae. Gene Ontology annotation, molecular function: zinc ion binding; protein binding. The transcript has 6 exons.